Molecule: messenger RNA, 831 nt
Organism: Fraxinus pennsylvanica
Lineage: Eukaryota; Viridiplantae; Streptophyta; Magnoliopsida; Lamiales; Oleaceae
Source: the annotation of a GenBank genome assembly
AUGGUGAAGGGUCCAGGCCUCUAUCCUGAAAUUGGAAAGAAAGCGAGAGAUCUUCUUUAUAGAGACUACCAGGGUGACCAUAAAUUCACUCUCACUACAUACACCUCAAAUGGAGUGGCCAUUACUUCUUCUGGGACCAAGAAAGGUGGGUUGCUUUUAGCAGAUAUUAACACUCAGCUGAAGCACGACAAUAUCACAGCUGAUGUAAAAGUAGAUACCAAUUCCAAAGUUCACACUACCAUAACUGUGGAUGAAGCUGCUCCAGGAGUGAAGGCUAUUUUUAGCUUCAUCGCUCCUGAUCAAAACUCUGGCAAGGUAGAGCUUCAAUAUUUGCACGAGUAUGCGGGAAUAAGUACUAGCCUUGGGCUAACUGCAAAACCCAUUGUCAACUUCUCUGGUGUUGCUGGGAGCAAUCAGGCUGCCUUUGGGACUGAUAUCUCGUUUGACACCUCUACUGGGAACUUCACCAGAUGCAAUGCUGGAGUAAAUUUCACCACCUCCGACCUGAUUGCGUCCUUGACGUUAAAUAACAAAGGCGAAUCGCUCACUGCAUCCUACUUCCACAUGGUAAGCCCAAUGACCAAUACUGCAGUUGGAGCCGAGUUGACACACUGCUUUUCGAGCAAUGAAAACAGCCUCACCAUUGGGACACAACAUUUGUUGGAUCCUUUAACCGCAGUGAAAGCUCGAGUAAACAACUACGGGAAGGUAAGUGCUCUUAUACAGCAUCAAUGGCGACCAAAAUCCCUCGUUACGAUCUCAGGCGAAGUGGACACGAGGGCAAUUGAAAAAAGUGCCCAGGUUGGAUUGGCUGUUGCUCUCAAGCCAUGA